GAGAGUAGGAGGAGCGCGGAUGCGACUGUAAACUUCACCGUUUUCUCUUUUUUAAACUUUUUUUUUAAGAAAAUGACAUCUGACACGUAAGGCCAACCCGUAUUAAUAAAACCUGUAAACCAUGCCAGGAUUGAGAGAGGCCGGGCUCCUUGGCGCUUCCGCAGCGCUAACCGGAGGACUUGCGUAUGUCGUUUGGAGCUUUUUGUCCUCGGGAGCAAAAGAGCCAAAACCGGGACGUGAGACGGUAAAGGCAGAGUCCGACCCCGCCACCGGAAAGGCUGCGACGAGAGGUGAACCUGUCACUGGGAGUGUUGCAGUCGCUGCGGCCGCGCCUGAUGUUUCAUCAGCACAAAACGCAUCAAUAACUAAGUCCAGUCUGGUGGAGAAAGGGAAACAGGUGUUGGUUCUGGGGCUGGAUGGUGCCGGGAAGACCUCUCUCCUCCACUGCCUCACCACGGCCGGCCAAGAGCAGGACGUGGAACCGACCCAGGGCUUCAAUGCCGUCUCCAUCAACAGAGACGACUUGCAGAUCGAGUUUCUAGAGAUUGGUGGCAAAGAGAACCUGCGUUGUUACUGGCAGAGGUACAUACCUAAGGCCCUGGUGUUGGUCUUUGUGGUGGACUCAUCCAAAGCCGAGCUGUUCUCCCAGGCGAAGAAGCAUCUGCACGAGCUGGUGGCCUCAGACCCUCACCUGCCUUUAGUGGUGCUGGCCAACAAGCAGGACCUCCCAGGAGCCUGCAGCAUCACUGAGCUCCACGACGGCCUGUCCCUGACGGAGGUGGGGGACCAGCGCAAGUUAUUCCUCAUAGGCACCUAUGUCCGGAAGGGAGACACAGAGCUCAGCUCAGGCGUGCAGGAUGCGCGAGAGCUUAUCAUCCAAAUGGUUUGCGAUAUGAAAUAGAAACCUCCUCUAACCUCAGUUCAAGUCUUUCAUUAGGCCCUUGGGCAGUUCGUGUGAUUUGUCUUUUUGAUAUUGCUAACUCUGUUAAGCUACUUUGCACUUUUUAAACUUCACUCUGGGUUUCAUCCACCAAAAUGACUAAACUGAGGUGGAUAUUGCGUAUUUAUUAUUCAAGAAUAAAUGCUUUUAGUUUGUUGUUUUGGCAACUCGAACAGUGGCUGUGUGAUAUUUGGGAUUACAGAUUGACUAGGUCUGAACUAGAGGGUGUGAACCUCCCAUUCAUUUUGACCAAGAUAAUCAAUGUUUUUGUGAUACCAUAGAUCUGGAACUGAAGUUCUCUCACCAAAGCACAAAGUUUAUACUUUGUAUUCAGUCUUUAAGUUUGUUGGCCUUCUGUGUGCUCUUAAAGAAUUUAAUUGACUUAGGUAUUAAAGGUUUUGUGGUCAUCUGUUUGUUAGAGUAAGUGGUGGUAUUUUCGUCAGGGACAUCUUUUGUUGUAUUGAGACUGGUAUUGUUGACUGUUGAUUGUAUUCUUAAAGCUAUCUUUCCUGGGCUAGUAAAGUAAUGCCAUGUUGCUUUGUGUGUAAGUGGUGGAGCGGCCCUGAGCUUUGCAAAUGGUGCAAAAUCAGUAUAUAGCAUAAUAUGUAGAAACACACAUACAAGGCUUCAGGUGAGCAGUGACCAUGCAGGUACUGAUGGGGUGUAGCUUAUUUACCAGUCAUGCUGCUAGCCACUGUGCCUGCUAACAUCACAGAUAUACCAACUUUUAAACUCCUCUUAUACCAUCAGGCUGCCAAAUUUAAACCCAAAUUUAAAUCUGAAUUGUGAUAUUUGCUCAACACCGAUUAAAAAGAAAACAAAACUUGGGGGCGUCCUGGUAGCAUAGUGGUAUAUUGCAUUGCCUACCAACACGGGGAUCACCUGUUCGAAUCCCCGUGUUACCUCCAGCUUGAUCAGGCGUCCCUACAAACACAAUUGGCCGUGUCUACAGGAGGGAAGCCGGAUGUGGGUAUGUGUUCUGGUCGCUGCACUAGAGCCUGCUCUGGUCAAGCGGCUGGCAACUCCACAUGUAUCGGAGGAGGCAUGUGGUAGUCUGCAGCCCUCCCUCGGAUCUGCAGAGGGGGUGGGGCAGCAACUGGGAUGGCUCAGAGAGCGGGGUGAUUGGCCAGGUACAAUUGGGGAGAAAAUAAAGGGGGGGGCUUGAUUGUGGAACAGGAGGUGAGUUUUUUCCUUUCUUGCUUAACACUGCUUCCGUGUGCAUCCAAAAGCAACCAAAGUAUAAAAAGAAAAGUACUGACAGUGAGUUAAAUUGGACAUUGCAUCAAGUCAUUGUGUGUCAUGGUCUGUAGACUCAAACACCAUGACACAAAGGUUGAAUGGCAUGUAAAAGCUAAACUUGUGGGCACUAUCGGCCUCUAAUAUGUGGUCCUAUUGAUAAUUGUAAAUGUAGAUUAGAGCUUCAAGAAUAUGUCUCUGCAUAUUCUGUUAAAACCGCACUUUUAGGCUGUCAGGUGGGAUAUUUCAUUCUAAAAGAAGCACCCCUAGACACUUCCGCUUGCAAAUAAAUUUGCCAUUAAUUGACUUAAACAACAUGAGCAUUUUGUACUGCUACUGAUUAAAGGCCUUUACACACCGGGGACGUGAUGAAUAAAUUACACAAAUAUGCGAAAUACUCGCCUGUGAAUAUUUCGCACCAAAACUGUUCGGACCGUUGUUCUGAAGGUUUGCGCUACCCACUCAGGAGGAGCCACCAGUCACUCAUCCUGUCAGACUAGUCUGAUAAACUAAGCCUCUCAAUCGUAAUGACCUACCCAAGCAAAAAACAUUGUUUAGUAGCUACACAGGUCAGAUACAUACAUACAUACAUAUACAUACAUACAUACAUAUGUAUGUAUGUAUACACACACACACACAUAUAUAUAUAUAUAUACACACAUAUAUUUAUGUGGAUUGUCACUGAAUUUCAUAUAUAUAUAUAUAUGAAAUUCAGUGAGUCAAGUACAUUUUUUAUGAGACAGUACAAGCCUGUUUCAUGCCAUAAGCAAUCAUCAGCUGUCAAUAAAAAAAAACAUAUGUAUAUAUAUAUAUAUAGAGAGAGAGAGAGAGAGAGAGAGAGAGAGAGAGAGAGAGAGAGAGCAGCUGAUGAGUGCGCGAUGCACGAAGCAAGCUUGUACUGCUAUGUAUUAAAAGUUUUUUCCUACGUCUAUAUUGAUAUUCCUCUCCUCAUUAGUUGAGCACUUCUAUCAACACCAUUGACGGUUUCUGGGGGAAAAAAACGCUAUAUAUAUAUAUAUCAACUAUGUAUAUCAAAUUGAGUGUAAAGAUCAAGCAAGAAAGCAUCCACCAAUAAAACAGGCCACAAGCAGUUUAGAAAACUGACGCGCUUUUCAAAAAAUAUCAGGAGACUUGUGGGUGGGAAACAUGUCAGACGUGGCGUUUACUGUUCAGAAACAUUACAAGAGGAUGUGGUGUGCGUGACAGCCAAAUUUUAAUGUUCACGUACACACAAGGUACACUUUAAUGUCUGGUGUAAAUCUAAUCCAGCUAAAUAUUAUUGACUUGUGAAUUAAUCGCACGAAAAAAAAACCGAAACCCCCCCCGUCCCAGGUGUGUAAAGGUGUUAAGACCUAUGUGUGCCCCGUUGGUUGUUUGUCUCAAUAAAUGGUGUUUAUUUCAAAGUGCCUUGGUUCUCCUAUUUGUGUACCUGACAUUGCCGCUGGUCAGCUUGUCUCAGUGCAGUUGUCUUAACAUGGCAGUACCUCUGGUCCUGGACUGCAGCUUUAAAGCAACAUAACAUGGUACAGAAUCCAUGCUUGUUAAACAUGUGUAUUGACUUUACAAUCUUAAACAGGGAAUCUAAAAAUGUAUAUUUUUUGGAACUAUUUUCAGAGAAUUAGCCAAAUAUAUUUUCAAACAUUUCAGGAAGACACUGACCAAAACUUACCCUUUGACAUUUGGGAUUUUACUGAGUUGUUUUUCUAAGUGUUCUGUGCACUGUGGGGUGGAUGUUAACGAAAUAGGGUAGCCUUCAUGUUCUCCAUUAAAAAAAAAAAGUACAAGUUCAAACAACACAUUGGAUUUCUUCAUCCAGUAAGUGUGUCUCUGUAACUUUAUACCACUGUAUCGUAGACCAAAGUUAAGUAAUAUGUGCUGUCAGACGUGUUGUGGAACUAGUCUUACUGUUUUGUCAUUUCUAAAUAAAGACACGUUGUCUUCAAUAA
Messenger RNA from Lampris incognitus (smalleye Pacific opah), 4122 nucleotides. It is a transcript of the gene arl9, whose product is annotated as ADP-ribosylation factor-like 9. The record is from RefSeq and is a predicted model, not a curated record. The transcript has 4 exons. Lineage: Eukaryota; Metazoa; Chordata; Actinopteri; Lampriformes; Lampridae. Gene Ontology annotation, molecular function: GTP binding; GTPase activity. Bases 122 to 901 code for a protein of 259 amino acids.